Messenger RNA from Scatophagus argus, 4169 nucleotides. RefSeq names its product immunoglobulin superfamily member 22-like. Gene Ontology annotation, molecular function: protein binding. The record is from RefSeq and is a predicted model, not a curated record. The coding region runs from base 1 to 4047 and encodes 1348 amino acids. NCBI's taxonomy places the organism in Eukaryota, Metazoa, Chordata, Actinopteri, Scatophagidae. The transcript is spliced from 25 exons.
AUGGCAGCAGAGCUCCUCCAGGCCACUGGGGGCAGAAUGGAACAGAUGGAACAGCAGAUGGGGCAGAUGUCAGCGAUACAAAUGUCCUCCUCCUCCUCCUCCUCGUCCAAUUUCUCCUCCUCCAUGAGUUCCACCACGCUGAGGAAAGUCUCACAAGGCUUGUCAAGGACCAUGGAAGAGCACUCUGGGGCUCAGCGUAAGACCUCAGCUCUGGUGGAGUCCUACAGCCAGGUACAGAAAUCCCCACAGGUCCCAGAAGGAGAGUCUGUCCCAGAUUUUGAGGAGAAGCUGCAUCCCAUCGCUGCCCAAGAGGGGGACAGUGCGGUGUUCAAGGCCAAGGUGACAGGGAAUCCCCAGCCCAGUGUUAACUGGGAGCGAGCCAGCGGCUGCUCACUGUCUGAAUCCACUAAAUCUUUCCAUGACAACAUAAACAAUCAGCAUAUACUCAAGAUCAAAAACCUGACCCUGGAGGAUGCUGAUGUCUACAAGUGCAUUGCCUCAAACAAGCAUGGAGAAGCCACCUACUCAAUAUCACUCACUGUUAGAGAAAAUGCAGGCUUGGACUUCAAAAAGAUACUGAAGAAACGCAGUGUGGAGAAGAGAGAGGGGAAAAGGCCACCUACAGAGGAGCAGAUGUUAAAGAUCCUGGCUGGAGCUGACAAGAAGGACUACGAGAGGAUCUGUGCAGAGCACGGCUUCACCGACUUCAGAGGCAUCCUCAAGAAGUUGAAGGAGAUGAAGAAGAAAGUGGAGGUGGAGAUGGUACGUGUGCUGAAGCCUCUGGAGGACAUCACUGCCAAAGCUGACACCUACGUCACCUUUGACACCAUCCUGGAGCUGAAGGAUCCAAACAUCAGGAUGCAGUGGUUAUUGGGCACAGAGCCGCUGAGGAUCCAGUACUCUCAUGGGAAAUACGAAGUGAAACAGAUGGGGACCAAGCACAUGCUGUGCAUUUCUAACGUGAACCUCAGUGACAUGGGCACAUAUACUCUGCAGGUUGCAGACAAGAGGCUGUCAGCCAGCCUUAAAGUCAUAGAUGAACCUCUGAAAUUCCUGUCUGACUUCAAGCCCACAAAAGUGACGGAGCGGCAGACAGCUGUGUUUGAGGUCCGUCUCUCCAAGAAGACAGAUGCACCACUCACCUGGAAGGUCAGGGGAAAAGAAGUGAAAAGAGAUGAAAAGUUUGAUGUGUCCCUGUCUGAGGAUGGUCUCACCUACACCUUGAAGAUUAAGGAUGUGAAAGUCAGUGACACUGGAGACUACACCAUCAACAUCGGAGACCUCAGUGCCACUGUGCCACUUUUCAUUGAACGGAUCCCCAUCAAGUUUACCAACCACUUAAAGAACAUCCGUGUGCAGGAGAGAGGCAAGGUCCAUCUGGGGUGCGAGAUGAGCUCCAAAGAUGUGCACAUUCGAUGGCUGAAAGACGGGUGUGAUAUCACAAUGAGCCCUCGCUACAUCUUCAUGCGCGAGGGAAAGAGGGCAGAGGUUAUCAUCAAGGACUGCGAGCUGACAGACGAGGGAGAGUACUCUGUCAUCUGCACCCAGGACAAUGACGCACACGAAUAUGUCACUUCUGCCAGUCUCACUGUGGAUGAACGUUUUGCCACAGUGACAAGUGGUAUGUCAGAUGUUCAGUGUCCUACAGGCUCAUCUGCAGAGCUGUGCGUAGUUCUCGAUGAUGAGAAGGUGGACGGAGUGUGGCUGAGGGAUGGAGUGGAGAUUUUGGAAAUGAGUGGGGUUCAGGUGGUCAAACAGGGAGCCGUCCACAAGCUGAUCUUCUGUAGUGUAACUGGUGCCCAUGAGGGCAAGUACACCUUCAGAGCUAAGGGGGCUGAGAGCGAGGCUCUACUUACUAUUGCAGACCCUCCUGAAAUUGAUUCUUCUGUACUGGACUUGUUGGGGGCCCGGCCUAUAUCUGUGAAGGCAGGCCAAACAGCCACCAUUAAGAUCCCCUUCAAAGGCAAACCACUUCCCAAGAUCACCUGGUACAAGGACGGAGUAGAGGUCAUGGAGGAUGAGAGGACUAAGGUGGAGAGGACUGCUGACAGCACCUCACUGGUGGUCAGCAGAUGUGUGCGAGAAGACAGUGGAGCAAUUAUGCUUCGGCUGAAGAGUGACUGUGGCACUGCUCUUGCCAACCUGCACCUCAGUGUGAUUGACUAUCCUAAGUCUCCUCAAGGGAAAGUAGAAUUCCUUGAGCUCUCAGGAAAGUGUAUCAAGAUGAAGUGGAAGGCACCCCGUGACAAUGGGGGUAAGCAAGUGACCGGCUUUGUGGUUGAACGACGUGUGGCAGGUAAGAAGUCCUGGACCAGGGUUGGUGAUGUAGAUAGCAGUACCACCAUCUUCAGCGAUGACAAAGUGGAGGAAGGCCAGGCGUACCAGUAUCGCAUCAGGGCCGUCAAUGCAGAGGGAAUGAGUGACCCUCUUGAGACAGACGAGGUGUGUGCCGGACAGCCUUUAGAGCCUCCAGGAACAGCUUCUCAGCCCCAGGUGUCUAACAUAACCAAGGACACCAUGACAGUGAGCUGGACACCUCCAGUUAGCAAUGGGGGAGCCCCAGUUCUGGGCUACAUCCUGGAGAGGAGGAAGAAGGGGAGUAACAUGUGGUUACAGGUCAAUAAGGAACUGCUCACAGAUACAAAAUUCAAGGUUGAAGGGUUGUUGGAUGAUGUGGAGUAUGAGUUCAGAGUCACCAGUGUAAACAGGGCUGGAGCAGGCAGUCCCAGCACCAUUUCUAAUCCUGUCCUGGCCAAAGACCCAAUACAAGUUCCUGGCCUGGUGAGGAACCUUUGUGUGUCUGAUUCUACAAACUCCUCCAUUUCUCUGAAGUGGACACCUCCAGAACAGGGAGACAAGCCCUCUGGUUACAUCCUAGAGGUUCGCCCCAACAAUGCUAAGGAGUGGAUGAAGGCCACGAAGAUUCCCAUUGCCGGCACUGCCUUCAGUGUAGGAGGACUUCAAGAGAGGAUGAAGUACCACUUUCGUGUCCGGGCUGUUAAUGAAGUAGGGGUGGGGGAGCCCACUGAGCUACUGGAGGGUGUACUGGCCAUGCAUCCACCUGUGGCACCCAGGUUUGAUCUCCAGGGGAAGCUGAAGAACCAGAUGGUUGUCCGAGCUGGAAUGGCACUUUGCCUUCAUCUCAGCUUCACUGCUUCUCCCCCCCCUGUGAUAAUCUGGUUAAAGGAUGGCAUCAUCACUACGGGACGAGAAGUCAUCACCAAAAACAAGAAUCACACCCAGUUCCUCAUUUCCACCUCUCAGCGAUCUGACUCCGGCACCUAUUGUGUACACCUGAAGAAUGACUAUGGAGAGGCUCAUUACAAGGUCAAUGUGAGGGUUACAGACUUUCCUCGACCCCCUAAGAACCUCCGCCUGGAAGAGGAGUUUCCGGGCACAGUGACCCUGCAGUGGGAUCACACCCCAGACCUCGCUAACGAUGAUGAGGGGGCGAAUUAUGUCAUCCUCAAACGCGACACCAGCACUGCCUCCUGGUUCACUGUGGCCGAGCGUGUCUUCAGCAGCAAGUACACUGUCACUGGACUGCUUCCCGGGAGGAAGUACUACUUCCGAGUCAUCGCACAAAACUCUAUUGGAGACAGUGAUCCCUUGAACUCGAAGGAACCCCUCAUUAUUGCUAAGGAGAAAGAGUGCACCAGCAGUCUUCAGUUGAAGGAAUAUGUCUCACCAUCUCGUCAAGUGGAACCCACGUUCCUGCUGCCACUGAAGGACCAUGCUGUUCGCAGAGGCCAUGACUGCAGCAUGAGUUGUGCCUAUCAGGGCAUGCCAACACCACAGGCCUGCUGGUAUAAAGGGCAAUCAAAGAUCUCUGACUCCCCUCGGUUUUGGCAGAGCACAGCCAAUGGAGUGUGCACGCUGGUUAUCCCCACAUGUGGGAUCAAAGAUGGUGGAAAAUACACACUGGUGCUGGAGAACCCUCUGGGGACUGCCAAGUGCUCCUGCAACCUGGUCAUAUUUGAUAAGGAUGACAAGGGUCUGUUGGAGAGCCUGACCAACCAGGCAAACAAAAACAAGCUUAUUUUCUAAAAGGCCUGUUUGAAGUGUUGCCAUGACAGAUGCACAGAAAUUAACCACUGACCUUAUGCUGCAAGUGCUGUCACCACCAACAAUAAUUUUAGCUGUAGUUUGAAUUUUAGGGCAUCAUAUGA